This is a messenger RNA of Durio zibethinus, 1362 nucleotides long. Its product is annotated as putative WRKY transcription factor 17. Gene Ontology annotation, molecular function: sequence-specific DNA binding; DNA-binding transcription factor activity. The record is from RefSeq and is a predicted model, not a curated record. Lineage: Eukaryota; Viridiplantae; Streptophyta; Magnoliopsida; Malvales; Malvaceae. Gene Ontology annotation, biological process: regulation of DNA-templated transcription.
CCCACCCAAUUUCUUACCCGGUCAUCCGGUCACCAUUUAACCCUUAUAUCACCCCCUUGCUCGCGCACUUCCCCUUACUCUUCCCUCUUCAUCCUCAACGCUUCUCUUGCACCAGGCUUCAAUGUCUUGUUGAGCUCUCAAGCCAUCUCCCCUGCGCGCUUUGUUUCCGUGUGUUUUCGUCGUUGGUUUCUGAAAAUGGCGGCGAAGCUGAUGAGUUUUCCAAAGAUGGAUGAUCAGAUGGCCAUACAAAAUGCUGCAUCACAGGGAUUGAAGAGCAUGGAGCACCUGAUCCGCCUCCUUUCUCCCCAGUCAAACCACGUCGACUGCACGGACCUCGCCGAUCACACCGUCUCUAAGUUCAAAAAAGUCAUUUCACUACUCAACAGAACUGGUCACGCAAGGUUCAGACGCGGGCCGAUUCUGUCCUCAUCUUCCUCGUCUUCCCCAUCAUCAUCCUCCGCAUCUCUAACCGUUCCUAAUUCUCAGAAGACUGUAAGUCUAACUCCGGCUCCAAUUACAACACCAGCGACCAUAAGUCCGGCGCGGCUCGCAUCUCCGGUUAUCACUCCUGCUAGUUUCGUUCAAUCGCAACCACAGAGUUUGACGCUCGACUUUUCAAAACCUAAUUUGUUUAGCUCUAAUGCUAAAAUUACUGAGUUGGAGUUUACAAAAGAAAACUUCAGCGUUUCGUCGAACUCUUCGUUUAUGUCUUCUGCCAUCACCGGAGACGGGAGUGUUUCCAAUGGAAAGCAAGGAUCGUCUCUAUUCUUGACGCCGGCACCGGCCAUUUCGGCUGGAAAACCACCGCUCUCAUCGGCUCCACACAAGAAGAGGUGCCACGAACAUGACCACUCUGAAGACGUCUCCGGCUCCGGCAUCGGCAAGUGCCAUUGCUCGAAGCGAAGAAAAAAUCGUAUGAAGAAAGUAAUCAGGGUUCCAGCGAUCAGUUCGAAGAUCGCCGAUAUUCCUCCAGACGACUAUUCUUGGAGAAAGUACGGGCAAAAGCCCAUAAAGGGUUCACCAUACCCACGUGGAUAUUACAAGUGCAGUACCAUCAGAGGGUGUCCUGCAAGGAAACACGUGGAGCGAGCCUUGGAUGAACCGUCCAUGUUGAUUGUAACUUACGAAGGAGAGCACCGCCACUCUCAACCCGCUAUGCAUGAUAACGUGGCAUCUGGCUUAGGACUAGUCUUCGAGUCAACAUGAUAAACAAACGCUAGAUUAGAAAAAAAAAAAAAAGAAAAACAAAAGAAAGGACGUAGACUUUUGUAAUAUAUUUUGGACUCGUUGAGGGGCUGGAUGUAAAUUUGUUUAUUUUUCGAAAUGAAAAAAAAAAGUAUAGACUAGUUAAGAUUUUGCCAA